AAUUAGUGUGUUAUUGAGAGAUGGGGUUUAAAUGUGUGAGGAUGUGGUUGAUGUUGAUUUUGAUAUUUAUUUCUUUACAAGGAUGGAGGAUUGAAGGGUGUUUGAAGCAAGAGAGAUCUGCUCUCUUGCAACUUAAACAUUUCUUCAAUGAUCCUUACAAACUUCAAAAUUGGUUUGAGGGAAAUGGAAAUUCAAACUGUUGUGUCUGGGAAAGUGUUAUUUGCAAUAGCAUAACGGGUAGAGUGAUCUCUCUUGAUCUUGACUAUACAAGAAGUCAAGAAUUAGGAGAGUGGUAUCUAAAUGUUUCUUUGUUUUCUCCCUUCCGAGAACUGGAGACACUUGACUUAAGAGGAAAUCUCAUAGCCGGUUGCGUUGAGAAUGAAGGUUUUGAAAGAUUAUCACACUUGACUAAUCUCGUGGAUCUCGAACUUGGCUACAAUAUGUUCAAUGACAGCCACGUUUUAUCAGCUUUGAGCCAACAUUCAUCUCUCAAGAAUUUAAGUCUAUAUUAUAAUCAGUUUAGAGAACUGAACCAUUUUAAUGCUUCAAGGUUGAGCAACUUGGAGCUUCUAAGCUUAAGCGGUAACAUGUUCAACAAUAGCAUAUUAUCAUAUGUGUCUACUCUCUCAUCAUUAAAGGUACUAUAUCUGGGUGACAUCGGAUUAAAAGGCAUUGUUGAUCUUCAAGAAUUGGAUUCCUUGAGCAACUUAGAGGAGUUGUACAUAGGCGGAAAUGAGAUUAAAAAAAUUGUAUUCUCCAAAGGUGAAACAAAUUUGAGGAAGUUGACUUCGCUUAGACUAUACGGUAUUAGUGGUGGAAGCAGUCUCUUACAAACAUUGGGCUUAUUCCCAUCCCUAGAGUCUCUUAUAUUCAAUUAUAACAACUUUAGUGGAGCAGUUACUACUGACGAGUUACCUUCGUUCAAGAAUCUGACAAUUUAACUAUUUCCGACACUGUUUUUAACAACAAAUUUCUUCAAAUGAUCGAGGGUAUACUUCUCUUCAAUCUAUUGAAAUUUCA
Molecule: messenger RNA, 1020 nt
Organism: Pistacia vera
Lineage: Eukaryota; Viridiplantae; Streptophyta; Magnoliopsida; Sapindales; Anacardiaceae
Product: receptor-like protein 9a
Exons: 6
Coding region: 21-941 (306 amino acids)
Source: RefSeq, a predicted model, not a curated record